AUGGAGACAACACAACUUCCACCGAAAAGAUUCAGGGACGAAACAGAGGUCUCAGGCGAUGCUACCUCAAGUCCUAGUAAACGAUCACGGGAAGAGCCACAUGAUACUCCUGAAGGAUCGUCCAACACAGACGCGUGUGGUCCCAUGCCAGCAGCUUCUCACACACCUGGUGGACCCCCUAAUGGGAAGCAGAAAAGUAAAAAAGCAGACGUAUGGGCCUUUGGCCGGAAGGGCAAACGAGAUCGAUGGCGGCAAGAUGCCCAGGUACGAGCUGCCGCUGAAUCGGGGAUCGGAUUCGAUGGAGACCUGGGAAACGCACCAAGAUCUGAUCCCAAUGAACUGAAGAAGGAACGUUUGCCAAAGAAGAAAUGCGUGAUGCUGAUAGGUUUCUGCGGUGCUGGGUACAACGGAAUGCAGAUUCAAAACGACUGCGAAGGCGCAAAAACUAUUGAAGGAUCACUCUUUGAGGCUCUAGUUAAAGCUGGAGGAGUGAGCGAAGACAAUUCAGACGAUUCCACGAAGGUGGCCUUUGCCAGAGCUGCUCGUACGGAUGCAGGCGUUCACGCUGCUUGCAACGCAAUUUCUCUCAAAUUGAUUACACAGAUCCCGUCGCUAGUAGAAGCAGGAGUAGAGCUGGUGUCUCACAUCAAUACCUUCUUGCCUCCUGAGAUACGGGUGUGGGAUAUUGUUAGGACAAAUAACAACUUCAAAUCAUGCAAUAGCCGUGUCUAUGAAUACCUCUUCCCAUCGUACAUGCUCAUGCCGCCAUUCCCUUCCAGCGCACUCGCCAAAACCGUCAAUCGAGUAAACAAAGAGCUCACCUUGCCGCCAUUGGAGCCUCCAUGGGACCUGCCACUAGAACCGCCCGAGCACGAAAUACUCGACGAGAUACGAAGAUCUUUUCGUGCCUCGAUAGAGGACAUCACGCGUGUCCGGUUACUCUUGAAAAAGUACGAAGGAACACACAACUUCCACAAUUACACCAUUGGAAGGGAUUUUGUAGACAACAGCUCGAAGCGAUAUAUGAUCAACAUCGAUGUUCGAGGACCCCGUGUGUACGAUGGUCUGGAAUGGAUAAGCCUGAGGUUUCAUGGACAAAGUUUCAUGCUACACCAACGCAAAAUGGUUGGGCUCGUGAUACUCGCAGCACGAACCCGAACAUCACCAAACCUCAUCGUCAAAACGUUCGAACAAACUCGUAUCCAUGUCCCAAAAGCCCCGGCCCUUGGUCUAUUGCUCGAACAACCCCAAUUCGGGGUGUACAAUAAAAAGGUCGAAGAAUCCAAUGAACACGUCAGAACAUCGACAUCGAAAACGGGAUCAGAACAAGGACACAAGGGGAAUCUAUCCAGAAAUGAUAUUAUAAGAGACGUUAUCGAUUUAGAGAAGCACCGGGAAAUCAUCGAUGAGUUUAAGGUCCGCAUGAUUUACUCGCGGAUGAGGGAGGAAGACACCAAGUCGCACAUCUUUUCCCAAUGGGUUUCUUUCAUCGAUUCGUACCCUGGACCCGACUUCGAAUAUCUCAAUGCUGGGGGCGUUAUUACGGAGGCAGCAAUACAGAAAAAAGGUGUUCAGCGUGACACAGCAUUCAAAGAGCCAGUGGAGUCCGGAGCGAAUGACGUCGAUGAGAAUACUUUGGACUUGAAGUCGGCAGAAACAGAUGGCUGA
Cantharellus anzutake is the source of this 1668-nucleotide messenger RNA. Its product is annotated as pseudouridine synthase. Gene Ontology annotation, molecular function: pseudouridine synthase activity; RNA binding. Gene Ontology annotation, cellular component: nucleus. Bases 1 to 1668 code for a protein of 555 amino acids. Gene Ontology annotation, biological process: tRNA pseudouridine synthesis; mRNA pseudouridine synthesis. The transcript is spliced from 8 exons. Lineage: Eukaryota; Fungi; Basidiomycota; Agaricomycetes; Cantharellales; Hydnaceae. The record is from RefSeq and is a predicted model, not a curated record.